AUGGAUAACUUUGCCGAAAACAGACUGGGAUAUGGCAAUAUGGCAAGAGUGGAGCAAGAGGGCUCAGCUCAGGCUGUUGAAUCGCAUUCAAAUAACACAGCGAAUGAGGCUAAGGGUGCUCUUGAAGAGGAAUUAAAGGAUGCACUGCGAUUUCGGGAUGAAAGAGUUAGUAUUAUCAAUGCGGAACCUUCUUCGACACUCUUUGUCUUUUGGUUCGUGGUUUCAUGCUAUUUUCCCGUGAUUACUGCCUGUUUGGGUCCCGUUGCUAACACCAUUUCGAUAGCCUGUGUGGUAGAAAAAUGGAGAUCCGUAAGGAACAACUCUGUGGUGACAAAUCCACAGAGCAACGACACGGAUGUUUUGAUGAACCAAGUAAAGACGGUUUUUGAUCCUCCUGGUGUUUUUGCCGUUAAUAUCAUCUCUCUGAUAUUGGGUUUUACGUCGAAUAUUAUCUUGAUGCUACAUUUUGGUAAGAAGUUGACGUACCUUAAAUCUCAGCUAAUCAAUAUCACAGGUUGGACGAUAGCAGGAGGGAUGCUUUUGGUGGACGUAAUUGUAUGUUCCUUGAGUGACAUGCCGAGCAGCUAUAGUAAGACUAUUGGGUUUUGGUUUGCCUGCAUCAGUUCUGGUCUAUAUUUGGUAUGCACCAUUAUCUUGACGAUACAUUUUAUUGGUUAUAAAUUAGGAAAAUAUCCCCCAACGUUUAACCUUUUACCCAAUGAAAGAAGUAUCAUGGCAUACACUGUACUACUGUCUGUAUGGUUGAUUUGGGGAGCGGGUAUGUUCAGCGCUUUGUUGCACAUCACGUACGGAAAUGCACUAUAUUUCUGCACGGUGUCAUUAUUAACCGUGGGACUGGGUGAUAUUUUGCCUAAAUCAGUUGGCGCCAAAAUCAUGGUUUUAAUCUUUUCCCUGUCUGGAGUUGUCUUAAUGGGUUUAAUCGUGUUUAUGACAAGAUCUAUCAUUCAAAAAUCUUCUGGACCAAUUUUCUUUUUCCACAGGGUUGAAAAAGGGAGGUCUAAAUCAUGGAAACGUUAUAUGGAUGGUAAUAAAGCUUUUUCUGAAAGGGAAGCGUUUGAUUUGAUGAAGUGUAUUCGCAGAACAGCCUCGAGAAAGCAGCAUUGGUUUUCAUUGUCGAUGACUGUUGCAAUUUUCAUGGGUUUUUGGUUAUUGGGGGCUCUUGUAUUCAAAUUUGCAGAGAAUUGGUCAUAUUUCAAUUGUAUUUAUUUUUGUUUCUUAUGCUUAUUGACCAUUGGAUACGGUGACUUUGCUCCAAGGACUGGCGCAGGCCGUGCGUUUUUUGUUAUCUGGGCGUUGGGUGCGGUCCCAUUAAUGGGAGCUAUUUUAUCUACGGUGGGUGAUCUGUUGUUUGACAUUUCUACCUCUCUAGACAUUAGGAUCGGUGAAUCACUCAAUAAUAAAGUCAAAUCUAUUGUCUUUAACGGACGUCAAAGAGCGAUUUCCUUUAUGGUGAACACUGGUGAAAUUUUUGAAGAAUCAGACACGGCUGACGGUGAUUUGGAAGAGACUACAACGAGCUCACAGUCUAGUCAAAUUUCAGAGUGCAACGAUGAUACUCCAGAAGAAAAUGGUUCUGGAGUAACAUCCCCGCGGGGAAGCCCGCAAGAAUCAUUUUCUUCAUUGUCAAAAGCAUCUAGUCCAGAGGGAAUACUUCCUCUGGAAUAUGCUUCUUCUGCUGCAUAUUCACUACAGGACUCGGGGACCUUUAAUUUAAGGAACUUGCAAGAGUUACUUAAAGCCGUAAAAAAACUACAUCGGAUAUGCCUAGUGAAUAAAGAUUACACACUUAGUUUUUCUGAUUGGUCUUACAUCCAUAAACUUCAUUUAAGGAACAUUACAGAUAUUGAGGAGUAUACACGAGGACCCGAAUUUUGGAUAUCACCUGAGACGCCUCUCAAGUUCCCCUUAAAUGAACCUCAUUUUGCUUUUAUGAUGCUAUUCAAGAACAUAGAAGAGUUGGUAGCUAAUCUAGUAGAAGACGAAGAACUCUAUAAGGUUAUAAGCAAAAGAAGAUAUUUUGGUGAGCAUAGAAAGACACUUUGA
Saccharomyces paradoxus is the source of this 2064-nucleotide messenger RNA. It is a transcript of the gene TOK1, whose product is annotated as Tok1p. Gene Ontology annotation, molecular function: potassium ion leak channel activity. Lineage: Eukaryota; Fungi; Ascomycota; Saccharomycetes; Saccharomycetales; Saccharomycetaceae. Gene Ontology annotation, biological process: stabilization of membrane potential; potassium ion transmembrane transport. Bases 1 to 2064 code for a protein of 687 amino acids. The record is from RefSeq and is a predicted model, not a curated record. The transcript has a single exon. Gene Ontology annotation, cellular component: membrane.